This is a messenger RNA of Adelges cooleyi (spruce gall adelgid), 2183 nucleotides long. RefSeq names its product pre-mRNA splicing regulator USH1G (gene Sans). The record is from RefSeq and is a predicted model, not a curated record. The transcript is spliced from 10 exons. The coding region runs from base 315 to 1787 and encodes 490 amino acids. NCBI's taxonomy places the organism in Eukaryota, Metazoa, Arthropoda, Insecta, Hemiptera, Adelgidae. Gene Ontology annotation, molecular function: protein binding.
CGGGUGUCGGUGCACGUGCGGUAAAUGAUAAUAAUUAUUAUCCGCGUCGGUCGUUGAGUUCCACGAUAAAAAUCGCUAAUUAUAUUAUUACACAUACAAUACUCGAAGCGUUGUAUUUUUCUUUGGUGUUUCCGUUUCGUUUACACGGGACUGUGUGUGUGCGUUCCUGCAAGUAGUCGGUGGCCAAUAAAGGGUUACCUUAGACUUUGAGUGUACAAACGGCGGCACGGUGGAUAAUAUCCUCCAGCGCCGUGUUCGGACGAUUGGGCGGUUCAUCUGUGCGGCGGCGGCGGUCGGAGUGAAAACGUCGAAUCAUGAGCACGAGAUUUCACAAGGCUGCUCAAGACGGUUUUGUUAACAUACUGAAAGAAGCGACGAAACGAGAUUGCAACGCCAAAGACGAGGACGGUAUGACGCCCACUCUAUGGGCCGCUUUCAAAGGACACUUGGAGGCGCUCAGAAUACUCGUCGGAAGAGGAGGCGAUCCAGAGAAAUGUAACUACCAUUUAGGCCAAAACGCUUUACACUUGGCUGCUUCCAGGGGUCAUAUGGGUUGCGUUACCUUUCUGGUGGGGUUCGACGUUAACCUUUGGGCUUUGGACUUGGAUUUGUUGACGGCCAUGCAGUUGGCGGCCAUACACGGCAAAUCUCAAGUUUUGCAGUACUUGGACAAAGCGGCCGCAGCACAAACAUUGCAAAACCCUUGUUUGGGAAUUUUAUUAUUAAGUGCGACGUCUGCUGCGUUUGGUUUUAGGAAGAGGGUGGAAGCUAAAAAGGAUAAGGCGCAAAAAGACGCGGAAAGAAAUCAGAAAAAAUACGACGACCGGAUGAAAAAAGAAAGAGAAAAAGAAAAAAAACAAAUUAAAAAAGUCGAAAAGGAGUAUUUAGGUGGCAAUAAAGUAGACUCCGAUACCGCCAUACCUACCGUUCGAGUAAUACCUGCUUCCUUGAGAAAAUCGUCGUCAGACCUGUCGUGUAAAUCGUUUACCGAAAUUGUAGGAUCAGGUACCAUAAAAAAGCCGUUGGUCAGCACCGGCGGGGUGAAGAAAAUAUUGGACAGGAAAAUUAAGGCAAUGGACGGUAACGGCAACCGAACCACUAACAAAUCGACGUUCAGACUUCUUAAAGACGUCGAAGACAGUACCAGCGUGCGGACCAUGACGUCCAACGGUGACUCUCAGAUAAUUUAUGUGAACUCGUACGAAAACGAUAACGGAGGAAAGAGAGGUAGAAUAUCGGACGUGUUUGAAUUGCACCGAACGAUAUCUCAGCCUGACUUUUUGAUGAACCUGCACAACAACGACUUAAACAAUAUGCACAGACACGACCAGGGCAGUAUGUUCGACAGACCUGGUUUUGGAAGCGUUGCGUUUAGGAAAAACAUAACUACAAUCCCGGUUCCGGACGUAUCCAGAGCGACCAUAGAAGACGAACAAUGCAGCAUCGGUAGUGCGGGCAGCCUAGUGAAGCGAAACCAACCCAGCAGCACCAUGUCCUGGGACGAAUUUCAGAACAGCGACGAGGAAAAUAUAGCGUUAAACGGACGCAGUGCCAAGUGGUCGGUAGUACAUAAUUUUUUGGUCUCGGCCGGUGUGGGCGAAUACGUCCAAAAGUUUAUCGAGCAGCAAGUAGACCUGGACGCUCUGUUUAUGCUCGACGACCAGGAUCUCAUCUCUCUCGGUCUGCCACUAGGUCCAAGAAAGAAACUUUUAAAAGCCAUAGCUGAACGGGACACGAUAAAGCGUGUCAAUGGAAUGGACAACGAAUCUGGCAAAAUUGUUCAAUGAGUUUUGUUCGACACACAAUAUGUUUUUUAGGUGUAUAGUUCCACAAUUUUUUUAACCACUUGUUUGUACGUGUUAAAUGUUGUUUUCGAAUUUUCUGGUAGGACAAAAGUAAAAAUUUAACAUAUUAUAUAAUAUAUUGAUUACUAAAAAAAUGUUAACAUUCUUUUAAAAAAAAAAAUUCAAUUGCUGUAAGAUUAACCCGCGUUCAAUUAAACAAAUUCUCCGUUAAAGCGGAGUAGACAUUUUAUCUGAGUCUGAGUAAUAAUUAUAAUGUAUGCUACUUAAUAAACACGUUAAAAACAUGAAAUGUCUUUAAAACAUACCAAGUAAUUUAUUUUAUUUUCAUUGCGAUGACUGGCGAAAUCUAGACUGUCAUUUGUUAUGUUUAACGUUAGA